AUGGCAGAGCCGCCGCCGCCCCCGUCGCAGUCGCCGGCGCAGACGCCGCCGCCCACGCAGCAGCAGACGCCCGCGGCAACCGCGCGGGAUGAAAUGAUGGCGUGCGUGGCUGCGCUGGAGGCGGCGCUGCUGCCGUGCCUCCCCGCGCGCGAGCUGCAGGCCGUCGACCGCUCCCUCCAGUCCUCCCACCAGAUUGAUGUCGAGAGGCACGCCAGGGAUUUCAUGGAGGCAGCCAAGAAGCUUCAGUCUUGCUUCAUCGACAUGCAGCGCGAGGACCAACCAACAAACGAAGAACUGCUUCGUAAGGAGAUUACUACAAUGGAGGAAGAACUGAAGACUAGGUCUGAGCUCAUUGCCAAGCACAAGAGUCUCAUUGAAGGGUGGCAGAAAGAACUAAAGGACCAGCUGGGCAAGCACAACACUGAGCUCGAAAGAGUUUGA
Molecule: messenger RNA, 441 nt
Organism: Triticum turgidum subsp. durum (durum wheat)
Lineage: Eukaryota; Viridiplantae; Streptophyta; Magnoliopsida; Poales; Poaceae
Source: the annotation of a GenBank genome assembly